AUGGGAGGCUCAGGGAAUGAACGUCUCGAUUUUGGAAAAAUGGGUUACGGAUGCAAGCAUUAUAGAAGAAGAUGCCAGAUUCGAGCUCCGUGCUGCAACGAGAUCUAUCCAUGUCGUCAUUGUCACAACGAAGCCACGAGCAUGUUGAGCAACCCUUUUGAUCGGCAUGAGCUCGUCCGCUACGAUGUUAAACAAGUUGUUUGUUCAGUUUGUGACACAGAGCAGCCGGUUGCACGAGUCUGUACAAACUGCGGUGUCAGUAUGGGGGAAUAUUUCUGUGAAAUUUGCAAAUUCUACGAUGAUGAUACUGAUAAAGGGCAAUUUCAUUGUAAUGAUUGUGGGAUCUGCAGAAUUGGCGGUCGUGAGAAAUUCUAUCACUGCAAGAAGUGUGGGUCUUGCUAUUCAGUUGGUCUACGCGAUAAUCACUUGUGUGUGGAGAACUCCAUGCGGCACCACUGCCCCAUUUGUUAUGAGUUCCUUUUCGACUCGCUGAAAGACACUACUGUAAUGAAAUGUGGUCACACAAUGCACUGUGAAUGUUACAAUGAAAUGAUGAAGCGUGACAAAUACUGUUGUCCAAUAUGCUCCAAGUCAGUGAUUGACAUGUCCAGAACCUGGAGGAGAAUAGAUGAGGAGAUAGAAGCAACAGCGAUGCCUGAGGAUUACCGGUACAAGAAGGUAUGGAUCCUGUGCAAUGAUUGCAACGACACUACCGAAGUUUACUUCCACGUUAUUGGGCAGAAAUGCAACCACUGCAAAUCAUACAACACCCGCACGAUUGCCCCUCCAGUUCUUCCUCAAUGA
Prunus armeniaca (apricot) is the source of this 804-nucleotide messenger RNA. The record is from the annotation of a GenBank genome assembly. Lineage: Eukaryota; Viridiplantae; Streptophyta; Magnoliopsida; Rosales; Rosaceae.